This is a messenger RNA of Morchella importuna, 663 nucleotides long. RefSeq lists its product as uncharacterized. The coding region runs from base 1 to 663 and encodes 220 amino acids. The record is from RefSeq and is a predicted model, not a curated record. Gene Ontology annotation, cellular component: membrane. Gene Ontology annotation, biological process: mitochondrial respiratory chain complex I assembly. Lineage: Eukaryota; Fungi; Ascomycota; Pezizomycetes; Pezizales; Morchellaceae. The transcript is spliced from 3 exons.
AUGUCAGCGACAACAACCGGAAACAUCCUAAAGCGCGUAUGGUACACCUUCAAGUCCUACCGUCUACCCUGGCGCAGGCAGACAUUCAUCGGCAUGGACCUCGACGGAAACACAUACUGGGAAAUGAACGACACGCUCAACCGCGGGCGUCCCCGACGCAUGGUAAAAUACAAAGACUACCAGCGGGACUACGUCGACUACAAACUAACCCCCCAAUGGCAUCAAUGGCUGCGAGCAACCCGCACCGACCCGCCCACAAUCGCCGAGCUCGAGGGCGACAUCGUACGCAUCCAGCGGCUGAAAGUCAAUGCCGCACUUGCUGACGCCCGCUGGGCAGCAAAGCCCUCAUUACUCAAUGUUGGCCCACACCCGCCGGCGGACAGCGUGCUGGAGAGUAAUACGAAGUUUGCGGGCGACAGUGGGAUGAUGAAGGAUCAGACGCAGGGGCGGGGCGAGGUGGGCUCGGAUCUAGGUGGGAAGAACAUGGAGAGGAAGACUGUCGAGGGUGAGAGUACGGCUGGGAGGGCGCAUGGGAGUGGUGUUCAGGGCGGAGAUGAAGGGAAGGGUGGGGUGGUGAAGGAGAGGGAUCCGUGGAAAAAUGCGGAUAAUAGAACGGGGGGGUUUAUGCCUGGGGAAUGGAUCCCGAAUAGGAUUCGCAGGUAG